Molecule: messenger RNA, 3003 nt
Organism: Closterium sp. Naga37s-1
Lineage: Eukaryota; Viridiplantae; Streptophyta; Zygnematophyceae; Desmidiales; Closteriaceae
Source: the annotation of a GenBank genome assembly
AUGCAGAGGAUAGUGGAUCACGCCGUCGGGGUGGCGAAGGAGUCCGUCAAAGCCGCAUCUCGCGAGGCGUUCCACAACACGGCCAACUUUGUCAACUCGGCGUCAGCGCUGGUGCUGGCGUGUCUGCCCAACAAGUCGCCCAUCACCGAAGGGCUCCAUGGCUCCUGGGACCUCCGCCCCACCUUCCGCUCGCCGCGCCUCCCCGCCUGGAUGGCCCAGGGUGGUUCCUCUUUGAAUGCUUUUCUACACGAGUUCGUCGACACUAUAGACGAGUUUCACCUCGACUCCAGCUCCAACUACGCUGCAGCAACAGCAGCAGCACCAGACAUGUACAAAGCCAGAGGAGCAGGCACCGCCGCUGCUGAUGAUGCUGCUGCUGCUGCUGCUGCUGCUGCUGAUGCUGAUACGCUUGCUCCAACUGCCGUUGAUAGUACUACUGCCUCCCCUCCUGCCACCCCCGUCCAGGCCUGGCCUGGUUACCCGAUCUUCAGCCCUAGGUUCGGCCCGCACAGCCGCAGCAGCAGCUCCAGCAGUCUCUCGCGCCAGCUGUCGAUCGCGAGUGUGGAUCUGGGGAAGCGACUGGGGGACGUGUUUGAGUACAUGACGCAUCUCAACAUGAACCACCUGAAUGAUUUCCGCAGGCAUGGCGUGUUGGAGGAUCUGCAGCUCUUCUGGGAGCUCGUGAUUGAGCGCUUCUUUGACGCCGUGCGGUCGGUGCUGCUCUUCUGCCUCUUCCCCUGGCGGCUCCUCUCCUUCCUCUUCACUCCGCUGCUGCGCCUCCUAGGCCUCCCAGUGGCGCCCUCACAGGGCCUUCAACCCUCACCUGAAGCUGCCGCAUCUGCUGCUGGGGGGGCUGCUGCUGGUGGUGCUGAUGCCAGUGGGGGUUGGGGUGCUGCUGCGUUCAGUGCACCAGCAGCAGAUGUGGCACCCGAGAGUAGGUCGGCGGCGCACCUGUCGCAGCUGCAGAUGCAGCAGCAGGAGGAGCACGAGCGGCAGCAGCAGCAGAACGAGCAGCAGCAGGGGCAGAGCCGGUGGCAGCAGCAGCAGCGGCUGCGGCAAGCUGAGGCGCUGCAUGGACCGCGACUCAUGGACGCACGGACGUGUGAAGAUAUCAUCCGAGAUGCUGGGUACCCGUACGAGGCCAUCAAGGUGGUGACAGAGGAUGGGUAUGUGCUCACGUUGGAGCGAAUCCCAAGGAAGGACUCUUUGAGGGUGGUGUUCCUGCAGCACGGCAUUCUAGACAGCUCCAUUGGGUGGGUUUCCAAUGGUGUGGUGGGAUCUCAAGCAUUCGCAGCCUACGACCAAGGCUUCGACGUGUUUCUGGGCAACAUGCGGGGCUAUGUCACGAGGCAGCACGUGGAUCUGCGCAUCUCUGCCAGCAGGUACUGGAGCUACAGCGUGAACGAGCAUGGCAUGUGUGACAUACGAGCCAUGAUAGACUGCAUCCACCACACCAAGAUCCGCGACCUCGCCCCUCCUCCCCGUCCCUCUCUCGUCCCACCUCAGCAGCAGCAGAAGCAGCAGCAGCAGCAGCAGCAGCAGCAGCAAGCCGUGAACCCCCAGCAGAGCCAGGAGCACCACCAGUGGCGGCAGCCUAGCCCUUCAGGAGCAUUAGAUGCCCUGGGCCUUGUACACAGUGAUUCAUCCUUGCACCCUGGGCCUGCUGUACAUAGUCACGGUUUCGAUACAGGAGUAGCAGCAGGAGGUGCUGAUACGCUGUAUCGGGACAAGCCACAAUCGGGUACAGGUGGUUCUGGGUGGACACCUGGCAGCCAGACGAUGCAGGAUGGCGUGAUGACGUGGCAGCCAGGGUGGCACGAGGUGAGGCCUGCUCCUGUGUCGCUGAUAGAUGCUCUGAGGGAGAGGCGAGAGGAGGAGAUGAGGGAGGCGGAGAGGGAGGGGGAUAGAAGGGAUGGGGAGACAGCAGCAGCAGCAGCAGCAGGAACAGCAGCAACAAGUGCUGCAGAGGCUUCAGAUCAGAAGCAGCAACAGCAGCAGGGGCAGCAGGGGCAGCAGCAGGGGCAGCAGCAGGGGCAACAGCAAGGGGAGCAGCAGGGGCAGCAGCAGGGGGUACCAUGGAGUGAGGAGCAGCCGUACCAUCUGCAGGCAGUGGCGCACAGCCUGGGAGGGGCAGCCCUGAUGAUCUACCUCGUCACCCAGCUAAUCCGGAAACAGCCCCACCGCCUCUCCCGCCUCAUCCUCCUCUCCCCCGCUGGCUACCACGAGAAGACCCCCCUCCUAUUCGAUGUGAUGCUCUUCCUCAUGCCAUACGUCGACUCGUGGCUCUCCCACUCCGUACCAGCCGUCUACAUCCCAACGCAGGGCCUGCGUCUGCUCUUCAACAAGCUAGCUCAGGACUUUCAAAACCUGCCUGCAUUGCGCUGCCUGGUUCAGGUUCUGAUCUCGAACAUCAUAGUGGGGGGAGAUUCGUCCGACUGGGUGGGCGCUUUGAGGCAACCCCAUUACAACAUGUACAACAUGCCUGGCAUAGCCUACAACGUCAUGAAGCACCUCGCUCUCACCAAGCGCGAGCGCCGAUUCAUCAUGUUCGAUUACGGCUCCCCCGCAGCUAACCUCGCAGUGUACGGUUCCCCCGAAGCAGUCGACAUUGGAGCGUAUUACCGUCUUAUUGAUAUCCCCAUUGAUGUUGUCGCCGGGCGGCGCGACCGUCUUAUUCCCCGGGAGAUGGUCCACUGGCACUACAAGACGCUGAAGGCCGCCGGGCGGCAGGCGUCGUACCGGGAGUUUGAGUAUGCACAUCUGGACUUCACGUUUGCACAUAAAGAGGAGCUAUUAGCAUAUGUGAUGCGGAGGCUCAGGGUCGAUCUGCCGAAGCUGCACCUCAUGCCGAACCUGUCGCCGAACCGGUCGCCGAACCUGCGUGCCCGCGUGGCGGAGUUUGAUAGAAGCCGCCUCCUCCGUGCAGAAGCGUCGGCCGCAAUGUCAGCGGAAUCAGCAGAACCACCACCAGCAGCAGCAGCAGCAGCAGCAGCAGCACUAUAA